UUAGGGCGGCGAGCAGCCCCGGCUGCCCUCUCGGCGCCCGCAGCCGCGGCGGUGUCGUUGGCCGCCGCCCGCCAUGGAGGACUUGUGGUCGGCGGUGCUGCGGCUGGGCGCCGCCUGGCUGGCGCUGGUCUUCGCCCUCAUCGUGCUGCCCUCGGCGCUGGGCAUCUCGCUGGGCAUCUCCGAGGCCUACAUGUGGGCGCUGGUGAAGGCGCUGGAGUGGGCCACCAUCAGGAUAGAGAAAGGGAACCAAAGGCCACCCCCACAGAAGCCAAAGAGUCCUGCUCCUAAUGGCAUCAUCGAGCGGGACCAGACGCCGAUGGAGCAGGAGAUCGCGCGGCUGCGGCAGACGGACUUCGAGUUCUCUGACAUCUUCUACUUCUGCAGAAAGGGCUUCGAGGCCAUCGUGGAGGAUGAGGUCACCCAGAGGUUCUCCUCUGAAGAGCUGGUCUCCUGGAACCUCCUCACCAGGACCAACGUCAACUUCCACUACGUCAGCCUGCGGCUGAGCGUGCUGUGGGGGCUGGGGGUGCUGGUGCGCUACUGCCUCCUGCUGCCCCUGCGCUUUACCCUUGCUUUCAUUGGGGUCACCUCAAUGAUCGUGGGGACAACUCUGGUAGGACAGCUGCCAAGCAGCAGGGUGAAAAACUACCUGAGUGAAGUGGUCCACCUGACCUGCUCCCGCAUCCUGGUCAGAGCCCUCUCUGGUACCAUCCAUUACCACAACAAGGAGAACAGACCUCAGAAAGGAGGGAUUUGUGUUGCCAACCACACCUCGCCCAUAGACGCCAUCAUCCUGACCAACGAUGGGUGCUAUGCAAUGGUGGGGCAGGUUCACGGCGGCCUCAUGGGGGUGAUCCAGAGGGCCACGGUCAAGGCCUGCCCGCAUGUCUGGUUCGAGCGCUCCGAGAUGAAAGAUCGCCACCUGGUGACCAAGCGGCUCAGGGAACAUGUGGCUGAUAAAAGCAAGCUGCCAAUCUUGAUUUUUCCUGAAGGCACCUGCAUAAACAACACCUCUGUGAUGAUGUUCAAGAAGGGGAGCUUUGAAAUCGGGGGGACAAUCUACCCUGUGGCCAUCAAAUACGACCCUCAGUUUGGAGAUGCCUUCUGGAACAGCAGCAAAUACAACAUCGUCAGCUACCUGCUGCGCAUCAUGACCAGCUGGGCCAUCGUCUGCAACGUCUGGUACAUGCCACCCAUGGUCAGAGAGGGAUGGAGGGCUGAAACGAGCCAAAGUCAAGGACACCUUCAAAGAGGAGCAGCAGAAGAACUACAGCAAGAUGCUGGUGAAGAGAGGAUCAGUAGGAGGCCCAGCUGCAGGAGCAGAGUCAGACUGAAGGGGUGCACCUUGAAAACUGCUUUUUGCACAGAGCCAGCCCGAGCAGGGAUAAUGGCUUGGAAUUUAAGAGUGUGUGGGGGGAAAUGACCCCACACCACAUAAAACUUGCAAAACCAAACCCCAAACCCCGUGGAGCAUCCCCUGGAGGUUGUGUGGCUGCUGCAGAGCCUGCCGAGGGCAGUGGCUCUGCCCUCUCUUCACUCCUCUCACUCUCCUGCCCUCCCUCUCUUGGUGAGGUGAUGCUCUGCAGCUCCUGGUCCUGCGGAGCCGAAGGAGUGAAGAGGCAGAAGAGAAGCAGCAGCACUGCUGGAGCGGUGAGGCCGAAGGGCAGGGCCGCUGAGCAGGUGGCUGUGGAGGUGCCAUCUCCUGCGUGCUCUUUGGAAGGUAACCAAACCUCCUCUCUCCCCUGCUGCUCACAGACCUCAGCUGUGGAUGGUCUCACCUGUUGCAGGCUGCUGUCAGGACUGAGCCUGCACAUCUGCAAGGCAGGAAGGGGGAAGCAAGGGCUGCAGACCCUAAAAGCAUGGCCAAGAAACUGCCCUGCCAAAAGGACACUUGAUGGACCCUGAGGGAUUUUGGUGGCCUUUGUACCAUUGGUGGCCUGAGGGAAGAAGAAGGGGGAAGCCCUUCAGCUCCCUGCCCACUGCUGCUCUCAGAUUUCCCUUUCUUGAGCUGGAGCUGUAGAGGUAAGGGGCAGUCAGCAGCUGGAUCCUGUAGGCUGUGACAGAGGAGUUUACCAGGUGGGAGGUUUCAGGACUGCCCUUCUGCUGCUGCUGGAGCUCUGAAGAGAGCUGCUCCAGGAGCACCUUGCGUUGGGCUGGGCUAGCAGCAGCUCUCACAGCCAGCAGCACAGGACCCAUGGCUCCCUUGGGACGUGUGGCAGGUCCCAGCCUGCAAUGCCAGAGAAAUAAAUUCUAUAUUUCUAA
Molecule: messenger RNA, 2262 nt
Organism: Pogoniulus pusillus (Red-fronted tinkerbird)
Lineage: Eukaryota; Metazoa; Chordata; Aves; Piciformes; Lybiidae
Product: glycerol-3-phosphate acyltransferase 3
Exons: 11
Coding region: 74-1423 (449 amino acids)
Biological process (GO): triglyceride biosynthetic process
Cellular component (GO): endoplasmic reticulum
Molecular function (GO): glycerol-3-phosphate O-acyltransferase activity
Source: RefSeq, a predicted model, not a curated record